Molecule: messenger RNA, 3557 nt
Organism: Orbicella faveolata
Lineage: Eukaryota; Metazoa; Cnidaria; Anthozoa; Scleractinia; Merulinidae
Biological process (GO): DNA integration
Molecular function (GO): nucleic acid binding
Source: RefSeq, a predicted model, not a curated record
CUCCAGCAAAGGAAAAUCUUGGAAAUCGUGAAAACCGUUUCAAGUUUAACCGGUCACAAAAAUUAUCCACCUCUGCAUUAUGUGCGGCAACGCAAGAGGGCAAGUGUGUCAUUUGCUACAAAAACCAUGGUUUGAAGUCAUGUGUCACUUUUCUGUCAUUACCUGUGAAAGAAAGAUUCAGAAAAGCAACGUCUAAAGGCCUGUGUUUCCGAUGCCUUGAACCUGGUCAUAGAGCCGAAGUGUGCCAGAAACCUCCAUGCAAGCAUUGCCAAGGUAGACAUCACAGUCUCCUGCAUCAGGAUUCAGCUCGUCCUCCCUUGGAAGAAGUCAAGGUGGAAUCAGCCCCGGAAUUACUACCCUCGUCGUCAGGUCCUGCUUUGCCGUCCUCAGUUGUGGCAAAUUCUGUUGCAGUGAGCUCAGGUGGAAAAGUGAUCCUGCAGACCAUACCAGCUAUUUUGUGUGGAUCAAAUGGGUGUUCAAAAGUUGUGAGAUGUUUCUUUGAUCCUGGUUCUCAAACGUCGUUUGUUCGGCAGAGUGUAAUUGAUGAGCUUGGUCUUGAUGGGAAGAGUGUCAAAAUUGCUGUUUCUGGAUUUGGUGGAGAGGCCACCAAGAGCACUUUGCGGAAGAGAACUGCGUUUACUGUGGCACCUAUUGACAAAUCUGGACAGCCUCAAUGUAUUGAGGCACUUACUACACCAGUAAUAUGCCGGCCAGCUGAAGCUGUGGAUAUUCAUCCAACAAGAUGGUGUCACCUUCGAAACAUAGCAUUUCCUGAAGAAUUCCCUAGAGAGGAACAAGAGAUUGAUGUGCUUAUUGGCUUGGAUUUCUAUUAUUCCUUUGUGACAAGAGACAUUGUAAGAGGGGGUUCCCGUGAGCCAGUUGCAGUUCGCACAACUUUGGGUUGGGUCUUCUGUGGGCCAACAGGUGGUCAUGGCCAAGAAUGCACUGUGUCUAUGAAUGUUCAAAUUAGUGUUGAAGAACAAUUGAAUGAAACACUUCAAAAGUUCUGGGAUUUGGAGUCCAUUGGUGUCAGACUUGCUGAAAGUUCAAUUUCUACUACUCAUGCAGAAGAUGUGGUCUUGAAGAAGUUUAAAGAGACACUAACAUACAAUGAUGGUCGCUAUGAAGUAUCCUUACCAUGGAAGGAAGAUUGCAUUUCAUUGAAAGAUAAUUACCGGCAAGCGGAAAGUAGGUUGUACAAUCUAGAAAAGAAGCUGCUCCAUGAGCCAGUGAAAGCUGCAUCGUACAGAGAAGCGAUUAACAAGUAUGUUGAGAACGGUGUUGCUGAAGAAGUACCUUGUGAUGAAAUUACACCAACAGAUGGGCGUCCGGUGUUCUAUCUCCCUCAUCAUGCGAUCAUCAGGGAAGACAAGCAGACAACCAAGACAAGAGUUGUGUUUGAUGCAUCAGCGAAAGAUAGCAAUGGUGUCUCUCUGAACAGCUGCUUAGAGCCAGGCCCAGCAUUACAGCCAGAUUUGGUCGGAAUUCUUCUGCGUUUUCGAAAGAAUUAUGUUGGUAUCAUGGGUGACAUAGAGAAGAUGUUCUUGCAGAUUCGGUUAAAAGAAGAAGACAGAGAUUCACACCGGUAUCUGUGGAGAGAUUUGGACCCCAAGGCCACGCCUAAGAUUUACAGAAUGACAAGGGUCACAUUUGGAGUUGUUUCCAGUCCGUUUCUUGCCAUUGGCACUAUUCAAGAGCAUGUGAAAAGGUGUAAAGAAACAUUCCCUGUUGCAUCAAAUGAAAUCUUGAGGAACACUUAUGUUGAUGACUUUGCUUCAGGGAGAGACAAUGUGCAGGAAACGCUGAAAUUACAGCGAAGUGCUACUGAGCUUAUGCAGAAAGCUGCCUUUAAUUUGACAAAAUGGUCAAGCAAUUCAUCUGAGCUUAUGGAGGCCAUACCAGAGAGGGACAGAGCAGCAGUUAGUCUUGUCAGCCUGGAAAGUGAUCUAGCAGAAGCACAUCCAAUCACAAAAGCAUUAGGAUUAAAGUGGAAUACACUUACUGACAACCUUGUCUUUACAAUUGAUGUGGACAUUGUUAAGUCGAGAUCAAAGACAGUGUACACUAAAAGAAAGGUGGCGUCUUUAGCAGCAAAGAUAUUUGAUCCGAUUGGUCUAAUCGCACCCUUUUCAGUGAGGUCAAAAUUAAUUCUUCAAAGCUUGUGGACCAAGGGUGUUGGAUGGGAUGAGGAAAUUCCCAUGGAAGUCUCAUCGAAAUGGAAUCAGUGGGUUCAAGAGAUUUCUGAACUUGGACACCUUCAAAUUUCUAGAUGUUACACUGAUUUGCCAUUAGGUCAGAACCCCAAAGUAGAGCUACACGCAUUUGGUGAUGCGUCAGAAGUUGCUUAUGCCUCUGCAGUUUAUCUGAGAGUUGUUUGUGAAGAUGGAAGGGUAUCUACCAGUCUUGUGAUGUCCAAGACCCGAGUGGCUCCUGUAAGGAAGAUUACCCUACCGCGCUUAGAGUUGAUGGCUGCUGUAAUUACUGCUAGACUUUGCACCUAUGUCAAAGGUGCAAUAGAUUGUCCCAUUAGCCGCAUUGUUUGUUGGACAGACAAUUCUUCAACGUUACACUGGAUUAGAGGAGCAGCCUCACAGUGGAAACCAUUUGUUGCUAAUCGUGUUAUUGAAAUUCAGUCGUUGCUGGAUCCCAGUGUUUGGAGGUAUUGUCCAGGACCGCAGAACCCAGCUGAUCUACCUACCCGAGGUUUAUCUGCAAGUCAGUUACGAGAGAGUCAUUUGUGGUGGAAAGGACCCUCUUGGUUGCAAGAGUCCGAAAAAGAUUGGCCCGAGGAUUUAAGGUCAAAACCCUCCAGUGAAAUUGUUAACCCAGAGAGGAAGAGUAAAGCUAGUGUCAGUUGUGUUGUGCAACCCAAAGAGCCGUUUAUUGACUUCACAAGAUUCAGCAAGUAUAGUCGCUUGCUAAGAACUGUUGCUUGGAUCAGAAGAUUCGUUAGCAACUCAAGAGUGAAAGAAGAGGAAAGAAUUGACAGCCCUUUAACUGGUUUAGAGAUACAAAAUGCAGAAGAAUGGUUGAUAUCUCAUGUACAAGAAGCAGGUUUUCCUGAAGAAAUUGCGUCAUGUAAACAGCAUGGUCCAGUGAAGGACAGCAACCUUGCCAAUUUAAACCCGUUUAUGUGUCCGACUAGUCAUUUUCUUCGUGUUGGAGGAAGAAUUCACAAGUCACUGUUGCCAGAAGAGGAGAAACAUCCUAUUAUCCUGCCUUCUAACCAUCCUGUUGUUAAGUUGUUAAUUGAUGAUAUUCACAGCCGUGAACUACAUGCUGGAGUUGAACACACUUUGUCACUUUUGCGACAGAGAUUUUGGGUGAUCAAGGGACGAUCGACCGUCCGUCAGACACUAAGGAACUGUCUAAUUUGUCGCCAUUACCAAACAAAACCCUUUGGUCAGCAGAUGGCACCACUUCCUGAAGACAGAAUUAAGCCUGCACCACCGUUCACUAACGAAGUGGUGCCAUCUGCUGACCAAAGGGUUUUGUUUGGUAAUGGCGACAAAUUAGACAGUUCCUUAGUGUCUGACGGACGGUCGAUCGUCCCUUGA